GCCGGCGCUGGGCGCUGCAGCGGCUCCCGGCGCGCCCCCGACCAGGUAGCCGGUGUCCUCUCUCAGAGUGGUCAGAAAAAGAAUUGCUCUUCCUGGUUGUCCUUCUGGAGCUGUCCUUUUGACCUGGAAUCCUGGGAUGACUUCACAACCCCCCAUCACUGAAUAAGUUGAAUUCUAAAAGCCUGCAGGCCACAGGGCUGCCACACAGACUCAGACCACUGGACUGCCACUGGCUGGGCCUAGGUAGCUGGCAGCUGAGACCGGCGUGGAACAGUCCCCUUUGAACUGGAGCCUUGGAGCAGCAGCCCCAUGAAGGUGCCCAGCCAUGCAAUGUUCCUGGAAGGCCGUCCUCCUCCUUGCCUUGGCCUCCAUAGCCAUCCAGUACACAGCCAUCCGCACCUUCACAGCCAAGUCCUUCCACACCUGCCCAGGGCUGGCGGAAGCCGGGGUGGCGGAGCGGCUGUGUGAGGAGGGCCCCACUUUUGCCUACAACCUCUCCCGGAAGACCCACAUCCUCAUCCUGGCCACCACACGCAGUGGCUCAUCGUUUGUGGGCCAGCUCUUCAACCAGCACCUGGACGUCUUCUACCUGUUUGAGCCCCUCUACCACGUCCAGAACACGCUCAUCCCCCGCUUCACCCAGGGUAAGAGCCCCGCUGACCGGAGGGUGAUGCUGGGUGCCAGCCGCGACCUCCUGAGGAGCCUUUACGACUGUGACCUCUACUUUCUGGAGAACUAUAUCAAGCCACCUCCUGUCAAUCACACCACAGACAGGGUCUUCCGCCGUGGGGCCAGCAGAGUCCUUUGUUCUCGCCCCGUGUGCGACCCUCCGGGGUCCCCCGAUCAGGUCCUGGAGGAGGGGGACUGUGUACGCAAGUGCGGUCUGCUGAACCUGACCGUGGCGGCAGAGGCCUGUCGCGAGCGCAGCCACGUGGCCAUCAAGACGGUGCGCGUGCCCGAGGUGAAUGACUUGCGGGCCCUGGUUGAAGACCCCCGGUUAAACCUCAAGGUCAUCCAGCUGGUCCGAGACCCUCGUGGUAUCCUGGCGUCAAGGAGUGAGACCUUCCGUGACACAUACCGGCUCUGGAGGCUCUGGUAUGGCACAGGGAGGAAGCCCUACAACCUGGAUGUGACACAGCUGACCACAGUGUGCGAGGACUUCUCCAACUCCGUGUCCACUGGCCUCAUGCGGCCCCCGUGGCUCAAGGGCAAGUACAUGCUGGUGCGCUAUGAGGACUUGGCCAGGAACCCCAUGAAGAAGACCGAGGAGAUCUACGGGUUUCUGGGCAUCCCCUUGGACAGCCAUGUGGCCCGCUGGAUCCAAAACAACACACGGGGCGACCCCACCUUGGGCAAGCACAAAUACGGCACCGUGCGCAACUCGGCUGCCACGGCCGAGAAGUGGCGCUUCCGCCUCUCCUAUGAUAUUGUGGCCUUCGCCCAGAACGCCUGCCAGCAGGUGCUGGCCCAGCUGGGAUACCGGAUGGCCGCCUCGGAGGAGGAGCUGAAGAACCCCGCCAUCAGCCUGGUGGAGGAGCGGGACUUCCGCCCUUUUUUGUGACACGGGCUUGCGGUGGGGGUGGGAGGCACGUGGCGCCGGUUUUGAUAACAUGGACCAUUUUUAACUGUUGCCUUAUUUCCCCCUCCCUCUCCCACCCUACCUUUGUGUCCUUCCUGGCCCCUGCCCACCCCACUCCCUUCUGCCUCUUUUUGUCUCUGAAAUUUGCACUAUGUCUCCGAUGGGAAUGGCUGGGGCAGAGGGCACGUGAAGUGGGGUACAUCCCACCCCACCCAUUUAGACAUUGGAUCUCUUCGUGGACAGUGACGACGUUUACAAGCACCCCACUCACACAUUCACACACGCACACUGGGCACAGAGAAGAGGCGCCCCUCCCCCAACACACACCUUGUCAAGCUUUUCAAGUGGAUGAGUUGUCGGGGCAUUGUGGUUUUUGCACUGUCUUAUUUCUACAAGGUGAGAUGAUUAAAAACAAAACCUCUCUCUAGUUCAGGAAAGGGGGGAGGGUCUGUCCUUCGCCCAUCCCUGCUUCCUGCCCCUGGCUCCCACUUCCUCCCUUGGAGCAGAGAAACUGCCCCCCUGCCCACCCUUGCCUGUCGGUGAGCAGGUUUUUAACUGUGAGGUGAAUGUGGACCUUGUUUAUUUUUUCCAGUCUGUGAUGAUGCUGUUUGUCUGUCUGAGUCUUGUGGCUGCCCCUGGACCAGUGAUGACUGAUGAAUCUUUGAGCUUCUGAUUGAUCUUGGGGUCCAUCUGUGAUAUUUCUUUGUGCCAAAAAGAAAAAAAAGUGGAUCAGUUUGCUAAAUGAACAUUGAAAUGCUUUAUCCGUGUUUUCUGUAAAUAAAAGUGUGCAAUAA
Castor canadensis (American beaver) is the source of this 2373-nucleotide messenger RNA. RefSeq names its product carbohydrate sulfotransferase 1 (gene Chst1). Gene Ontology annotation, biological process: N-acetylglucosamine metabolic process; keratan sulfate proteoglycan metabolic process; carbohydrate metabolic process. Gene Ontology annotation, cellular component: Golgi membrane. The record is from RefSeq and is a predicted model, not a curated record. NCBI's taxonomy places the organism in Eukaryota, Metazoa, Chordata, Mammalia, Rodentia, Castoridae. Gene Ontology annotation, molecular function: N-acetylglucosamine 6-O-sulfotransferase activity; keratan sulfotransferase activity.